Molecule: messenger RNA, 2109 nt
Organism: Orbilia oligospora ATCC 24927
Lineage: Eukaryota; Fungi; Ascomycota; Orbiliomycetes; Orbiliales; Orbiliaceae
Exons: 3
Coding region: 1-2109 (702 amino acids)
Biological process (GO): L-lysine biosynthetic process
Molecular function (GO): homoaconitate hydratase activity; 4 iron, 4 sulfur cluster binding
Source: RefSeq, a predicted model, not a curated record
AUGGCAACGUCCCACCUGUUGGGUGCUCGAAACCACAGCCUCGGCCACCGUAGAUGUCUUGCGACAGCUGCCAAUAACCAAAAUCUCACGGAACGUAUCGUUCAGAAGUAUGCUGUCGGCCUAGCACCCGAUAAAUUGGUUAAAUCUGGCGAUUAUGUUACAAUUACUCCGAGCCAUUGCAUGACCCACGAUAACUCAUGGCCUGUAGCCACGAAGUUUAUGGAUAUCGGCGCAUCUAGGAUCAAAGAUAAUAGACAAGUCGUGAUGACACUCGACCACGAUGUCCAAAACACCUCAGAAGCGAACUUAAGAAAGUAUGCGAACAUCGAAAAUUUUGCGAAAAAGAAUGGUGUCAACUUUUACGGUGCAGGACGGGGAAUCGGACAUCAGAUCAUGGUUGAAGAAGGUUAUGCUUGGCCGGGGACUAUGAUGGUCGCUUCGGACUCUCAUACGAAUAUGUACGGUGGAAUUGGGUGUUUGGGAACGCCAAUUGUUAGAACGGAUGCGGCAGCGAUUUGGGCGACCGGACAAACUUGGUGGCAGAUCCCACCUGUUGCGAAGGUUGAGCUCAAGGGGAAGUUACCUAAAGGCGUUACGGGGAAGGAUGUCAUUGUUGCCCUCUGUGGUAUUUUUAAUAAGGAUCAGGUCCUUAAUCAUGCAAUUGAGUUCAGUGGGAGUGCAGAAACGAUCGCUUCGAUACCGGUUGACGAUCGGUUAGCUAUCGCGAAUAUGACAACGGAGUGGGGGGCUUUGACUGGAUUAUUCCCUGUCGAUAAAUUGACCAAGAAGUGGUUGGAGAACAAGGCACAGGAUAAGAAUCUCGACGUAUCGAGCCAUAUCAACGACAGGAAGCUCGAGGCACUCGCUGAGAGUGGUUCUUUUGAAUCGCCACAAGAUGCAGCAUAUGCCAAAGUAUUAACACUCGACCUCGAAAGUCUAUCGCCUUACGUCGCCGGUCCAAACUCCGUCAAACUUGCUACACCGCUGGCUGAGUUGGAACAGAAGAACAUUAGUAUUCAGAAAGCGUACUUGGUAUCCUGCACCAAUUCCCGAAGCUCUGAUCUUGAGGCAGCAGCGAGCGUCAUCAAGUCGCUCGGUGGCGAUAAAAAGAUCCAUGAUGAUGUUGAGUUCUACAUCGCUGCAGCUUCGAUGCCGGAGCAAAAGAUCGCGGAAGCGAAGGGUGACUGGCAGAUACUCCUGGACGCAGGUGCUCGCCCCCUCCCAGCUGGCUGUGGGCCGUGCAUUGGACUCGGUACUGGUUUGCUCAAGGCUGGAGAGACAGGUAUCUCGGCAAGCAACAGAAACUUCAAGGGUCGUAUGGGUGACCCAUCUGCCCUUGCUUACCUCGCUUCACCCGAGGUUGUGGUCGCAAGUGCCCUAGCUGGCAAAAUUGUGGGACCUGGGUUUUUUGAUAAACCAGCACCUGCAGUUAUCGCUAGCGAUUCUUCAGCAUCUGGCGAUGCAGCUCUUGGAUCUGCUAGCACCGCUACUGACGCACCUUCAGAAUCACUCACUGCAAUUUUACCCGGCUUCCCUACCAAGAUCUCUGGUGAAAUCGUCUUCUGCGAUGCAGACAAUAUCAACACCGAUGGUAUCUACCCCGGAAAAUACACCUACCAGGAUGGCUUAACCCGCGAUGACAUGUCCAAAGUGUGCAUGGAAAACUAUGACCCGACUUUCAAGGAAAUUGCCAAGCCAGGUGAUAUUCUUGUUUCGGGUUUCAACUUUGGUUGUGGCUCUAGCCGUGAACAAGCCGCUACGUCUAUUUUAGCAAGGGAUAUCGCAUUGGUUGUCGCUGGAAGCUUUGGAAACAUCUUUAGCAGGAAUAGUAUCAAUAAUGCAUUAUUGACGGUGGAGGUGCCAAAACUGAUUGAGAGGUUGAGAGAAGUGUUUAAGGAUGAGAAGCCACUGGCGACAAGGAGGACGGGGUGGACUUUGGAGUGGGAUAUUGAGAGAAGUUGGGUUAGUGUGACUGAGAAGGUGAAUGGACAGGAAACCACCUGGGGCAAGAGGGUGGGAGAUUUACCACCAAAUGUCCAAGAUAUCAUCUCCAAGGGAGGGCUGGAAAGCUGGGUCAAGGCGGAAUUGAAGAAGGAGGGCGAGGCAUAA